AUGAAUGGUCAUGUCUUUCAGGUGUAUCUGAUUGCAUUUGCUGUGCAGUGGAACAGCCGUAUGGAAUCACUCCGGGUUGCUGGUGGCCAUGGCAGGCAGACGUGGUGUAUGGACCCGCGGCAGAUUCAGCGCCUGAAUCAGCAGGCUGAUGUGCUCUUCGGUAAAGAGCAUGUCCUCGAGCCCAACUUUGCCACUCCAAUGCCCUACCCUGCUGUAUACAAGGACCCAGACGAGGAGGAGCUCCUUGGAGUAGAGUAUGCCAUGUGCCAGUCAACCAGCUUCACUGCAAGGGAUUACUAUGCCCAGCAAGUUGAGGAAGAGCAGUCCCGUGAAGAAGAGGAGACGGCUGAACAAAGCGAGGACAAGCUGGCAGAUGAGGGUGUAGACAUGGGUGCAGAGUCAGAGGAGGAUCCUAUGGACACUGUCAGUGACAAACAUGUCAUCCUCACUCAAUCAGAACAGGUAGAGGAGGAGGACAGUCCUGCUCUGCAGGAUGUGCUGAUGACCCAGAGCCAUCUGCAUCUUCCUGGGCUGGAGGAAGUGGAAGCCUUGGCCCUGCUCAUUUUAGAACUGGCAGACAACAGUGACCGUCACCUAGUGCCAGCUGACCUAAGGCUGAAGAUUGGCAAUGCAGUUGGUGCUCUGCAUGAGCAUGACAGGUCUGCAGCCAACUUUGUAAAAAGGUAUGAGUCAAGGUGGGGUUACACCCUGUUUGGCAGAUGCUUGGGAGCUGACACACCUGAGACCAGAGCAGCACAGAAGACAAAGUUUUCCUGGAUGAGGUACCCUCAGGCAGCCCAGGUGACUGAGGAUAGUCGUCUGUUGUACCUCAUUAUUAAGAUGCUGAAAAACCGGCCACCAGCCAGUCAUCUCACCUCCCCCACUAAAAUCACCAAUGCAAUCAAGGGCCAGUAUAAAAGGAUUGUAGACCGAGUCAGAGACGAUCCCAUCCUCAAAGGUCUCUCCAUUCCUCUGCCCAAUCUGAAUGCCAAGUCCAUCUCUACAUUCAUGGCAUGGGAAGAGAAGAAGGCUAACUACAGGGCAACAGUAAUGCCAAAGGUGAAACCCCACUAA
Messenger RNA from Carassius carassius (crucian carp), 1074 nucleotides. RefSeq lists its product as uncharacterized. Lineage: Eukaryota; Metazoa; Chordata; Actinopteri; Cypriniformes; Cyprinidae. Bases 1 to 1074 code for a protein of 357 amino acids. The record is from RefSeq and is a predicted model, not a curated record. The transcript is spliced from 2 exons.